UCAUCCUCAGCUUAAGUUCUCUUACAUUAACGAAACAUUCUAAAAAGUUUUAGUAGUAAAAAAUGACUUCAGGAAGUCUUUUGUCUAUUGAAACAUACCUUAAAGAAUGGGAAAAUAUAUGUUCAAAUUUUUACGUAAAUAAUGAUGAACUUGCUGGUACAAUUAUUGGACUUGUAGAAUUUGCUUCACAUUCUGAUGAAACUAUUACUUUAAAUUUUUCUGAUAUUGACCAGACGGUAGCGGGAAAGAAGGAAGAUUUAGAAAAGCUACUUAAUAAAAUAGGUUUUGUUAAUGGUAUAAUGUUAUUACCACAAGAAUAUAAUAAAUACCUCGAGGCAAAACGUAAAAUUCGAUCAGAAUUUCAUCAUAAAAAAGCAACACAACUUUAUGAAGAAUUAGAUAGAUUAUUAAAUUCCAAACCAGCACAAUAUACUCCUUUACAUCGUCGUUCAGAAUUAUCAACUUUCAUUAAUCAAUAUAAAAAUUCAGUUGGUGCAAAAUCUUUUAUUAAAGGAUUAUUACAUAUAUUUAAAUUACAAUUAAAUCAACCAAUUUUAGCAAGUUGGACUUUUUUAGAUGAUAUAUUUACUCAAAAUGGUCCUGAUUUUAUGAGAGCUAGCGUUAAUCUAUUGAUUAAUGUAUUAAGUUUUACUCAUACAGUUCAACAAGCCGACGAAAGUGGUCAAGAUGAUAAUUUGAGAACUUGGUAUAUGAGCAGUUUAUUAAGUGAUUCCGAAAUUAAGUUAUUAAUUGGAAUUUUUCCAAAAGAAAAUACUUUUAAUAAUGUAAGAGCGACUGGUACCAUAGAAUUAUCUUCACAACAAAGACCUGCUGAAAUGAUUUCAUCCGAAGGAAAUAUUAGUAAAUUAUGUUAUUUACCUUUUAAAAUUCUUUUAUUUUGGUGGAGUCUUGCAAAAUUAUGUUUAAAUUUUUGUUCUGGAAUCAUUGGAUUUAAAAAGAACAAACCUUCUGUUUCUUCCGAGUUGGUUUAAUUUAAUUAAUUUAAUUUAA
Molecule: messenger RNA, 1011 nt
Organism: Rhizophagus irregularis DAOM 181602=DAOM 197198
Lineage: Eukaryota; Fungi; Glomeromycota; Glomeromycetes; Glomerales; Glomeraceae
Source: RefSeq, a predicted model, not a curated record